AUGUCGCAAGUCCACCGUGAAACAUUUGUAUACAAGACGUUGUAUUCGCAUGGCGGCGUGCAUACACCUAUCUUGCUCGACAUAUAUCUUCCUCGCAAUGUAGAUUCGAAUUCAUUUUUGCCAGACAAAAUCUUGACUCUUGGAGCCUUGGUGUACUUUCAUGGAGGGGGACUGACAGUUGGAAAUCGGAUGAGUUGGUUUCCGACUUGGCUACAAAAAAGAAUCACCGAUGCUGGACACAUUUUCAUAUCUCCCGAUUACCGACUGAUUCCUUCAGGAUCCACCACUGGUCAUGAUAUCCUAGAAGAUGUCCUUGACAUCUUCAAAUUCAUUGCCAAUCUUUCCGUCGAUAUCGCACCGGAGCAGACUGAGCAAAACCCAAGGCCCGUUCAAUAUCGCGUCGAUCCGAAGAGGAUAGCAGUUAGUGGGUCGAGCGCGGGCGCACUUUGUGCCUAUCUUGCUGCGAUGCACGCUGCUCCGAAGCCUAAAGCGGUUCUAUCUUUGUAUGGUCUGGGAGGAAACUUUCUCAUCCCGCAAUACUACACCCCCAAACAUUCUGUCUUCUUCCGUGGCCGAGAGAUGCUUAACCCAGCUUUAUUCUCUGAUUUUCUCUACCCCAAAUGUUUAUCACCCAGCUCCCAAGUGAUAACAGACUCGCUCAAUACAUACUUCCCUCCCGAUGCCCCCGCUGAUGUUGUCGCAAUACCAGGGUUGGAAACGAACACUGGCCCUCCAGGCUUUCCUUCCAAUCGCCGGAUGUUUCUAGGGAGACUAUACCUCCAACUUGGGGAAUUCCUUGAUUAUUACACUGGUGAAUACGAACCCGGCCUCAGUGUUGCUCUGCGAAAGAAGGCUGAAGACAUUAAAUUGACACGGUCCGACUCGGAUUCCUCCUCCGCGAAUGAUCUCGAAAAGAUUUUAGCAAGCAGAAUUCCUGAAAAGCACCGCAGUCUCUUUCCCAGUCUUUGCCCUCCAGACGCGUAUGCCUCAUGGCCCCCGGUAUACUUCUUCCAUGGAUCUCUCGAUAGUGCGGUGCAUGUACAGGAAAGCCAACACCUACAUAAUUUGCUCAUCAAGGCAGGUAUUCGAUCUAUACUUAACAUCGCGGAAGGAAUGGAACAUUCGUUCGAUUAUCAACCUGAUGCAGAUGUGAUACAUGCCGAGGCUUUCAAUGAAAUUGGGAGCUGGUUGGAUGAGAUUUUGAGAGAAACAUCAUGA
Lentinula edodes (shiitake mushroom) is the source of this 1218-nucleotide messenger RNA. Its product is annotated as Alpha/Beta hydrolase protein. The transcript is spliced from 2 exons. Gene Ontology annotation, molecular function: hydrolase activity. The coding region runs from base 1 to 1218 and encodes 405 amino acids. The record is from RefSeq and is a predicted model, not a curated record. Lineage: Eukaryota; Fungi; Basidiomycota; Agaricomycetes; Agaricales; Omphalotaceae.